AUGGCGAAAACAGGAUCUCACUCGAUCUGGGGUCUUUCAACACUCAUCAUCGGAGACACACCUUUCCCAGAAUUCAGUGUGGUGGUCAUGCUGGACGACAUCCAGCUGUUUUACUAUGACUCUGAUGUGGGGAAGCUGAUCGAUAGAACAUUGCAAUCCAAACACGGCCACGAAGAGCAGCAGGACGCUAAACACAUUUUUGGAGAGCAGCACCAAAACAUGAAGGAAAGAGUUUUCUUCUUUAGACAUCUACUCAACAGCACUCAUGAACACAUACAGUGGAUGCUUACAAAUAUAUACAGCCCCACCCGCAUCAAAACGCUGAAAAAUCACCUUAAUGCACAACAAAAUUAUAUGAGAAGAAGAGCUAAGCCAACUAAUGAGGAGGCAUUCCUGAAAGACAGGUUGUCUUUAGGCUGCGAUUGUAAUCGUGAAACAUACUCCCAGAUAAAUGAAUUUAUAGUAAAGGUUUUUGACGUCUCAUCCACUGCAGUGAAGCCCAGAGUUCGGCUCCUCCAGAAGAGACUCCCAGACUCUGGAGGGGUCAGAGUGACCUGCCUGGCCACUGGCUUCUACCCCCGUCACAUCAACCUGACCCUGCUCAGAGACGGCCAGCCUGUGCCUGACCACCAGAUCACUGGGGGGGAGCUGCUACCUAAUGGAGAUGAGACGUACCAGAUGAGGAAGAGCCUGGAGGUCAGCACAGAGGAGCUACAGCAGCAUCACUACACCUGCACAGCCCAACACCUCAGCCUGGACAACAAACUGGAUUUUGGAUUAGAGGAUGAACCAGAAGGGCCUUUAGUGGCCAUGGUGCCAUCUACACUAGUGUCACUGGUGCUAGGUGUGACAGGAGUCACUACUGGAUUCAUUCUAUUGAGAAAGAGAAACCGAUGUACGCAAACAUCAAGUAUAUCAACCUCCUCCUAUACAGUGGCCUCAAGCACCGUACAGGAAGACACAACAACAGGAAAUGCUUUAUAA
Molecule: messenger RNA, 984 nt
Organism: Engraulis encrasicolus (European anchovy)
Lineage: Eukaryota; Metazoa; Chordata; Actinopteri; Clupeiformes; Engraulidae
Product: hereditary hemochromatosis protein homolog
Exons: 7
Coding region: 1-984 (327 amino acids)
Biological process (GO): immune response
Cellular component (GO): external side of plasma membrane
Source: RefSeq, a predicted model, not a curated record